Chroicocephalus ridibundus (black-headed gull) is the source of this 2296-nucleotide messenger RNA. RefSeq names its product glycoprotein A33 (gene GPA33). The coding region runs from base 383 to 1264 and encodes 293 amino acids. The record is from RefSeq and is a predicted model, not a curated record. The transcript has 8 exons. Lineage: Eukaryota; Metazoa; Chordata; Aves; Charadriiformes; Laridae. Gene Ontology annotation, cellular component: plasma membrane.
CUAAGAAAUAAGAAAAGAGGAUCUGUUCUUACAUGCUGUUGCUGAAGAAAUUAUGAGCCGUAUUGGAGGCCGUCACUGGAUUUUUUUCAUUGGUAGGGAAGAGCCAGAAAGGAAAGGCUGAGGGAGGGAGACAGCAGGGUUUCUCUCCAAGGGCUGAAUCAAAAAGGCAAAGAGCAGCGGAGCCGUGUCAAAGCCUACUGGUGAUCUGGCUUGUCAUUCUGGCGGGGAGGGGAGUGGCAGGCCAGAGAAACAGCGCUUUAAAAGAGACUGAGGAAGUGAACCUGCGAUGCUACCGUGAAGCAGCCCUUCAGCUAAAGCGAAUUACUUACCCAGCCACCUAGAGAUCACAAGGAAGAGCACCUUGAGGUGAAACAACGCAGCGAUGAGGAGGAUGGCAAUGAAAAGCCUUUGGUUGUUCAUUUUUGGUACAAUUCUGGUGACUGCUCAUGCCCUCACUGUGGAAGCACCUGCCAAGGAAACACAGGUGGCACGAGGGAACAACGUUACUCUUGUCUGUCAUUUCAAAACGGAGGCUCCUAUUCACUCAGGAGACAUUGUUGUCUGGAGGAAAAUCAAUAGUGCGGAUGAUGCUGUCACUAGGUAUUUUGAUGGACUUGUACAGUAUGGCAGAGGCUAUGAAAACCGUAUACAGUUUAGUGGUGAUAUAAGCCAAGGGGACAUCAGUAUCACCAUCAAUGCAGUGACCAUGGAAGACAAUGGGACAUAUGCAUGCAGCGUUCGUCUACGGAAUGACGCCCCCAGACGGACUGCAACCUUGGCUCUUUUUGUCCUUGUUGCACCAUCCAAGCCAGAAUGCCAGAUUUUGGGGACACCAGAAUACGGACAGACAAUCAAUCUGACCUGCAUUUCUCAUGAGGGGUCCCCAAAGCCCAGAUAUACCUGGCAAAGCUUCAAUGUACAAAAUGAGCCCCGUGUACUACAAAGAACAGAAGGGGAACAAAUAACUCUGAAGAACAUCUCGGCAGAUACUUCUGGCUUUUACAUCUGCACUUCAGCAAACACUGUGGGAAAGGAAUCUUGCAACAUGACAGUCAGCGUUGUGCCACCAUCCAUGAACAUAGCUCUUUACGCUGGCAUCAUUGGUGGAGCUGUUGCUGCAAUUAUAGUUAUUGGUAUUUUAGCCUAUUGCUGCUGCUGUCGGGCGGAGAAAGAGCAGGACUAUGAGAUGACGGAGCAACAAGAGAGAAAUGAACCCUCUAACAAGACGCCUACAAGGAAUCAGAAUGCUGAGGAGGACUACUGAAGAUGAAGAAAGAAGCAGGAGGCCAAUGCCAUCUUCAGGAUUUGCUGAGGCACAGGCACCCCUGUAGAAAAGAAGUGAAUCCCUCUUUCUUACUGCACGAAGGUUUUUUUGAGAAGUAAAAUGAAAGCUAAUGGCUCUGCCUUCAAGAUCUUGGAGAGAAUACACUUGUCUCCCUGGAAAGAAGCGCUUAACGUACAAUGAGUACUAAUACAUAACCUCAUAGCAGAAAAAUGCAUGUGAAGCACUGCUUCACCCAGUCAUCCAAAAAUAACCAUUCUUCUAGACUUCCCACUUUCUGAAAAAAGAAGCGAGUCAGGUCUAUUUGGAGAACAGAGUUGCUGCUGUAUCCCGAGAUCCACAGGUUUCAAGGUCACCAACUGCAAGUCAUCAGGGAAGAGUGGUCUUGUUCAGGGUGUUAUACAAGUGUCACAGCUUACAGCAUCGCCCACUAUAGAAAAUAUUUUAUGCAGACCAAAGCAAGCUGAUUUUUAAGGACAUUUUAUUAAAUGUGUUCUUUGUAUACAUUAUACAUGCACAUAUAAAUAAAAAUAUGUAAAAAAAAAAAUCACAGAUGACCAAUGAAAGUCUCCUGUUUGGAACAACCAUGCAUACUAAUGCUAUAAGAUAAGGUAAGAAGUUAGAUGGACUUGUAAUUGGCAGCUGCUAAGAUCUAGAAACAGCCUAGUAGCCUAUAUACUGUCAGAUUCCUGAACUUACGAGUUGCAGCUCAGAGAGCUCCUAAACACUAAUUUUCAUUACAUUAUCUUUUCCUCCUGGCUGUUGUGUGGGCACGUCAGAAAUAGUCCAUUGCUCCUGAUGCUCCUUCUGAAAAAAUGACAGUGAGAGAGCAUAUACAAGGCUAAAGUACAUCUUUAAUAAAAAGAAGGAAGAAAAAAAAAAAGGAGGGAAAGGAGGAAAAGUACCUUUUAAUUCAAAAUUGUAACAAUUUUAUCAGAAGCACUGUGUGUGCAGGAUCUGUGCAAACAUGGAGAAAACUCCCAUCACUAGUAUCUUAUCUUUGGAAGAGAAUGA